GAAGAGCUGGCAGGUUUGAGUGCAGACAUGAUGGCGGAUUACGAGCAUUACAGAAAGGGUAGCACCGACGACGGAGGGCCGCAGGAGGAGGAAGACAGAGUGAAAACUAAGCCUGUCUCUUGUAGCACUGUGGGAGGAGAAGGGACAGCAGUCAAACGCACAUCCCAGCAUCUCACAGCUGAAGAUGAGGACGAGUCCUCAACUGAGCCACCAGCGCCCUGCAAAGUCUCCAAGAUAGGCUUUAGCAUGAGCAGUCCGAUGGGGAAGAAGUCAAACCCCAUAUCUAUUAAACUCGGAGCAACAAAACCCAAAGAGCCUGUACCUUCAGUUCCUCCAAAAAAGCUCGGACUGGCAUCUGUUUUUAACGAAGAUGAUGAUAGUGAACCUGAGGAGAUGCCCCCAGAAGCAAAGAUGAGGAUGAAGAACAUUGGCAGGGAGACACCAACAUCUGCGGGACCCAAUUCCUUCAACAAGGGCAAGCAGGGCUUUUCUGAUCAUCAAAAACUUUGGGAGAGGAAGAUAAAGGCCCAAGCAGACAAACUGUAAAUGACUACCACAGUUUUUGUCACUAAUGAAUAAUUUGUAUAGUUUAAAGAACGUCGGAUAUCUACAAAGGCUCAAAUUAUUCUUUAGCGUCCCCUUGUGUUUGACAACUGCUAAGCUUUGUGGACAUGACAUUAAGAAUGCUUUAAGCCUUCGAUGAUACUCUACGACUGAACUCAUGUUUACGUUUCCAACCACUACCGGCUGAUGCUAACUGAGAGGAGAGGAGAGGAGAGGUACCAGAGUGUCAAGCCUCUGUGAUGAGAGCUGAAGAGUGGGAAGAUGGGACAAAUAAAUUAGCCAGAAUAUUGUUUCAACUGUGUAAAAUUUGCUACAGUUACUUUCUGCUGGCUAAUGAGAAAAUCAAGUAUCUUAGAGCCCUCAUGCCCCUUAUGUGACAUGCUUGUUCCUAUCUGAAUAAGUGAAGUGGUCCUGAGCAAGCUUGGUGUUGUUUGUCUAUUACUUGUAUAAAAUUGUACAUAGAAGCGUGAUAAUGUUUUAUUUGUAAAUCCACAAAUUGGAGCGUGUGUUUGAGUUAUGUUAACGUGCGCGUGGGGGGAGAUAGACUAGACGUACAGAUUGUUUUGUUUUUUUCCCCAUUUUCUCAACAUCAAUGUACAACCCUUUGUUUCACCAGCUGUGCCACCUCAUAGGCAAUCUAGCUUGUUUUUUCUGUUUUGUUCUAUGAUUGUUUGAGCUUUGUGCCAGUAUUUUCAUUCAAUUUCAGUCUGCUUAACUGAAUCUGGCAAAAUUUGUGAUUAUUUUUAUGUACAAAUGGAAGGACUCAGCCUUGACAUGGAUACCAGGAUGCUGGUAACUGUCAUACAUUAUUUCUGGAUGCUUAAAAUAUAAGUUAGUGAUUAUUGGGAAUAUUUACAAGCUCUUUUGAUUGCCACUUUUGCAACAGAAAAAUGACGCCUCAGAAAUACAGCCCCCAUCCUUUUGGUUUAGAUAAAUGUGGUAUCUCAGUGGCUUUUUUUUUGGAAGAUCUUGAUCAAAAAUAGAAACUUUGAAUUCCUCCGUGGGUUACCCAACUCUUGUGAAGGGGCUUCCCCCAAAUUAAUGACAUUGCUAUCCACUGCUACAACCUGUUUGAUUUAUCAAACAGAAUUCUCUUGCAUACAUAUUUAAAAGCCAGUCAAUAAAAAAAAAUAAAAAAAUUGGAUCAGA
Morone saxatilis (striped sea-bass) is the source of this 1713-nucleotide messenger RNA. RefSeq names its product PEST proteolytic signal-containing nuclear protein-like. Lineage: Eukaryota; Metazoa; Chordata; Actinopteri; Moronidae. Gene Ontology annotation, biological process: proteasome-mediated ubiquitin-dependent protein catabolic process; protein ubiquitination. The record is from RefSeq and is a predicted model, not a curated record. Bases 28 to 546 code for a protein of 172 amino acids. The transcript has 5 exons. Gene Ontology annotation, cellular component: nucleus.